This is a messenger RNA of Calidris pugnax (ruff), 3162 nucleotides long. RefSeq names its product exostosin glycosyltransferase 2 (gene EXT2). NCBI's taxonomy places the organism in Eukaryota, Metazoa, Chordata, Aves, Charadriiformes, Scolopacidae. Gene Ontology annotation, cellular component: membrane. The coding region runs from base 1 to 2622 and encodes 873 amino acids. Gene Ontology annotation, molecular function: glycosyltransferase activity. The record is from RefSeq and is a predicted model, not a curated record. The transcript has 18 exons.
AUGGCACUUUAUAUUCUGGUGGGACAUAGACAGGAGAUAAUUGAUUCCAUUAUGUGUGCGUCGGCCAAAUAUAACACCCGGGGUCCAGCCCUCAUCCCCAGGAUGAAAACCAAGCACCGCAUCUACUACAUCACUCUCUUUUCCAUAGUUCUGCUCGGCCUCAUCGCCACGGGGAUGUUCCAGUUCUGGCCUCACUCCAUUGAGUCAUCCAGUGACUGGACGGUUGAAAAACGCAGCGUCCACGACGUGCCUGUGGUCAAGCUCCCUGCUGACAGCCCCAUUCCUGAGCGGGGAGACCUCAGCUGCAGGAUGCACACCUGCUUCGACGUCUAUCGCUGCGGCUUCAAUCCCAAAAACAAAAUCAAGGUGUACAUCUACUCCCUGAAAAAAUACGUGGAUGAAUACGGGACGGCGGUGAGCAACACCAUUUCCAGGGAGUACAACGAGCUGCUGACUGCCAUCUCUGACAGUGAAUUCUACACCGACGAUGUCAACCGGGCCUGCCUUUUCGUGCCAUCCAUUGAUGUCCUCAAUCAGAACGCCCUCCGGAUCAAGGAAACAGCUCAGGCUUUGGCACAGUUAUCCAGGUGGGAUCGGGGCAUGAAUCACUUGCUCUUCAAUAUGCUGCCUGGAGGGCCACCAGAUUAUAACACCGCCCUAGACGUUCCUCGAGAUAGAGCUCUGCUGGCUGGUGGAGGCUUCUCCACGUGGACUUACCGGCAAGGCUACGAUGUCAGCAUUCCUGUCUAUAGCCCCUUGUCGGCCGAAGUGGAUCUGCCAGAAAGAGGACCCGGGCCUCGCAGGUACUUCAUCCUGUCAUCUCAAAUGGCUCUGCACCCGGAAUACCGCUCCGAGCUGGAAGCUCUUCAAGCUGAGAACGGGGAAUCCGUGUUGAUCCUGGACAAAUGUACAAAUCUGUCAGAGGGGGUCCCCGCUGUUCGCAAACGUUGUCACAAGAAUCAAGUCUUUGAUUAUCCCCAAGUGCUUCAGCACUGGCCUCGCAGGUACUUCAUCCUGUCAUCUCAAAUGGCUCUGCACCCGGAAUACCGCUCCGAGCUGGAAGCUCUUCAAGCUGAGAACGGGGAAUCCGUGUUGAUCCUGGACAAAUGUACAAAUCUGUCAGAGGGGGUCCCCGCUGUUCGCAAACGUUGUCACAAGAAUCAAGUCUUUGAUUAUCCCCAAGUGCUUCAGGAGUCCACAUUCUGUGUUGUUCUACGUGGAGCCCGCCUGGGCCAGGCUGUGCUAAGUGAUGUUCUUCAAGCUGGCUGUGUCCCAGUCAUCGUUGCUGACUCCUACAUCUUACCUUUCUCGGAGGUUCUGGACUGGAAGAGAGCUUCUGUUGUCAUCCCUGAAGAAAAGAUGCCUGAAAUGUACAGUAUUCUGCAAAGUGUCCCCCAGCGACAGAUUGAAGAGAUGCAGAGACAGGCAAGGUGGUUCUGGGAAGCCUAUUUUCGGUCAAUGAAAGCAAUUGCUCUUGCUACUCUGCAGAUUAUCAAUGAUAGAAUUUACCCCUACGCUGCCAUUUCUUACGAAGAGUGGAAUGAUCCUCCAGCUGUGAAAUGGAGCAGUGUGAGCAACCCACUCUUCCUUCCCCUGAUCCCACCUCAGUCCCAAGGGUUCACAGCCGUAGUCCUCACCUAUGACCGGGUGGAGAGCCUUUUCCGAGUCAUCACGGAGGUGUCCAAAGUGCCCAGUCUGUCCAAAUUGUUAGUUGUCUGGAACAACCAGAACAAGAAUCCACCUGAAGGUCAGUUACACAGUAAGGACAGGAAAUGGAGCAGUGUGAGCAACCCACUCUUCCUUCCCCUGAUCCCACCUCAGUCCCAAGGGUUCACAGCCGUAGUCCUCACCUAUGACCGGGUGGAGAGCCUUUUCCGAGUCAUCACGGAGGUGUCCAAAGUGCCCAGUCUGUCCAAAUUGUUAGUUGUCUGGAACAACCAGAACAAGAAUCCACCUGAAGAUUCCCUCUGGCCAAAGAUCCGUGUUCCUUUGAAAGUUGUUAGGACUGCAGAAAACAAACUGAGUAACCGCUUCUUCCCCUACGACGAGAUCGAAACAGAAGCCGUGUUGGCUAUCGAUGAUGAUAUCAUCAUGCUGACCUCGGAUGAACUCCAGUUUGGCUACGAGGUUUGGAGAGAGUUCCCCGACCGGUUGGUUGGCUAUCCGGGCCGCCUGCACCUUUGGGACCACGAAAUGAACAAAUGGAAAUACGAAUCGGAAUGGACCAAUGAAGUCUCCAUGGUGCUCACCGGAGCGGCGUUUUAUCACAAGUAUUUCAACUACCUUUACACCUACAAAAUGCCUGGAGACAUCAAGAACUGGGUGGACGCUCAUAUGAACUGUGAAGAUAUUGCCAUGAAUUUUCUUGUGGCGAAUGUCACUGGCAAAUCAGUCAUUAAGGUGACCCCACGGAAGAAGUUCAAAUGUCCAGAAUGCACGGCAAUUGAUGGGUUAUCGCUGGACCAGACGCACAUGGUGGAAAGAUCUGAAUGCAUCAAUAAGUUCGCCUCCGUUUUCGGGACCAUGCCUCUGAAGGUGGUGGAGCACCGCGCUGACCCCGUCCUCUACAAAGAUGACUUUCCUGAAAAACUGAAGAGCUUUCCCAAUAUUGGCAGCUUGUGAAGGAAGAGGUGAGACAAAACCUGAGCGACGAAAAAGUUGGCCAGAAAGGUGCUAUGGGGAACAUAAGGCCCUGAAGACAAAAGUCGCUGGAGAACAGGUUACACCUGAGGCAGAUGGGAAUUAAUGUUUUCCUCUGGUAUGCUAUCUUCCCUUUACGUUGCUCAAAGAUGUCAUGGAAAGCUGAACAACUGCUCCUCCGGUGCUCCCAGAGGAUUGAAUCUAUUCAUGGGUCCUCCCAGAAAUGGCAGGCACGGGCUUUUCUCCAAAGGAGGCUGUGCACUUGGAAGAAUAAAACCAGAAUCUCGCUCUCUUGUGGGCUGACUGGCAUGACUGCCCUCUUCUAUCAAAUAAUCUGCUGGAGUUCUCUGAUUUGUAAGCAUCCAUCCUUUCAAAGCAAUUGCCUGCAGUGUAUGGCUGCUCUCUUUUGGGAGAAGCUCAUUGCCCGUGCAGUUGGUUGAGCCUCUGGCUUUUGAGCUUAAUCGUUGUCUUAAGUAACUGUGUAACAAAUCAUCUUUUUUUUAAAUUUUUUUCUUUCCUGCA